AUGGAUAACCCUCGACAUUAUAGACCAUCAAAACAAAAUUAUAGAGAUGAAAGAACUUAUAGAUAUGAAAGAACUUGUAGAAAUGAAAGAACUUAUAGAAAUGAGAGAAGUGAAGACCGUUCCCACGAAGAUAAAUAUUUGAGGAAUAGAGAUAGGGACGGUCAAAAUAGAAGACCUUACUAUGACUAUCGUGACCACCGUGACCACCGUAACCACCGUGACCGCAGUCACGAACGUAGUCAAAGGCAAGAUGACGGCCGUAAAAGAUUUUACAGAGAUGAAAUAUCACCUCGCGGUGGUUCAUCCUAUAGAAAUGAAAGUUCGCACCGUGAUAAAAGACAGUGCAGCCGUUCUCGUCACGAUGAUCAACAAAUUGAUCGACGACAAUGGUCUCGACCACCAUCUCGACAACCUCCACCUCAACAACCUCAAUAUCCACCUCGACAACCUCAACGAUAUCCACCGCAACAAUCUCAACGAUCACAUCCACCUCGACAACCUCAACGAUCACAUCUACCUCAACAAUCUCAACAACCUACACAACCAUUACUACAAUCACUAAAAUCACCUAAAGCAGUGGAUGCCAAGCUACCUCCAACUAGUUUGCCCACAAAUCCAACAACCGUGCCACGAGCUUCACGUCUUACCGUAAAGCCAACAGAAUUGUAUGAAAAAUUAGAACAAAUUGGCGAAGGCGCAUAUGGCACGGUUUUCAAAGCAAAAAGCCGCGAAAACGGAGAGAUUGUUGCACUCAAGCACAUUCGAAUGGAAAUGGAACAAGGAUUUCCGAUUACUGCUAUAAGAGAAAUUAAGAUUUUGCAGAAACUUAAUCAUGAACACAUAGUUCGUUUAAAGGAAAUGAUGACUUACAAAGGGGAUGUCUUUAUGAUAUUCGAGUACAUGCGCUGCGACCUUACUCGAAUUAUUCCAAACCCUCAAAUAACAUACGGUCCGCAACACGUCAAAUUUUUAAUGAAAAAUUUGUUAGAAGGUUUGGCUCAUAUUCAUGAGCAUAAUAUUUUGCACCGGGACAUUAAACCGGCGAAUCUCUUGGUAAGCAACGAUGGAGAACUCAAAUUAUGCGAUUUUGGGCUCUCCCGACAAUUUGCACCAAAGAGAUUAAACGAAUAUUCGAAUAGGGUGGUCACGUUGUGUUAUAGAUCUCCGGAAUUGUGUUGGGGUGCGACAAAUUACGGCCCAGAAAUAGAUCUUUGGAGUGUCGGCUGUAUGAUGAUGGAAUUGACCACCAGAAAGUUACUAUUUCCAGGCUGGGAUGAGAUAAGCCAAUUGGAAAUGAUAUUUAAACUUAUGGGGGCUCCUUCCACAAGUGAAUGGCCAGAAAUGGUGGACCUUCCCUUAUACGCAACAAUAAAUUUCCCUGAAUCCAAGUCCUGCUUUAGGGAAAAAUAUUCAAAUGACCUCUCCCCGGGUGCCCUUGAACUCGUGGAAGCUCUCUUGUCGAUAAACCCAGCCCAUAGACCAACGGCAAGAGAAGCCUUGAAUUUUGCCUACUUUGCCUCCGAAGAACCUGAAGCUUGUUUACCUUCGGAUAUUCCCAAAAUUAUCAAUAUUAUUACUACUUCUGUAAAAAAUAAAAUUAAUACCAAAAUAACAAAAAUAACUAAAAUAACUUUUCAAGAUGAUGAAGAAAUCAGAACUAAAUAUAAAAAAUAUAAAAUUUUUAAACGACCGAUUAAUUCUGAACCAGAAUACAAUUCACUCGACAAAAAAAGAUCGCAUAAAGUUAUCAAUUCAGAUGGUGUCAAUCCUAAAGCUGUGAAUAAUGUCAUCAAUAGCAAUAGCAGAGACCUGCAAAUAAAAUUAUUUAAAACACCGAGAUGCAAAAAAAUUUGUGAAAAGCAAUGCCGAGAUAAAAGAGGAAGAGAAUAUGAUCUUUGUUAUAAUAAUUCAAUAGGACGUGCUCAUAAAAUUCCUCAUAUUUCUGGAUUAAAAUUGAAACAAAAGAAUUAA
Molecule: messenger RNA, 1971 nt
Organism: Diversispora eburnea
Lineage: Eukaryota; Fungi; Glomeromycota; Glomeromycetes; Diversisporales; Diversisporaceae
Source: the annotation of a GenBank genome assembly